Messenger RNA from Hydatigera taeniaeformis, 279 nucleotides. NCBI's taxonomy places the organism in Eukaryota, Metazoa, Platyhelminthes, Cestoda, Cyclophyllidea, Taeniidae. The record is from the annotation of a GenBank genome assembly.
AUGUCGCCCGUGAUUUGUACGGAGGAGUGUCCGCCGGGUGAGAGUCGGGAUAGUCCGGACGUUCCAAGAAAGGUUUGUCGCUGUCCUCCAGAAGAAAUCCCGUUGACUAACUUCUUGGAGCAUUUGGUUUCAUCGAUGGAUGAUGAAGGGAAGAAGGAAGAUGGGAACGCGAUUGUUUCGGCACCUCUGAAUUGCCGUGUUGUUGACAAGGUCCUGGAGGGUGCACUCCCGACUGGGUCGAACCACACUCUUCCGCUGAUGACCAUUGUUCAAUGUUAG